AUGGUUGGCAUUCCAGUCUACACCUCCUCAUCUUUGGAGGAGAGUCUUGAUCAUGUUAGGCAUUUUGCUGGUCUUCCUGCUGCCUCCAUUCCAGAACCCUACAGAGUGAUUCACCCUUCUGAAUCCUCAAGUUCCUCUGUUGAGGCUACCGCUCAUCCUGAUUCCACCACGUUCAAAAUACGAGAGGUCACUAAUCUCCUUGGUGGUUCAUCUGCUCAUGUGUCUGAUUCUAGUCACUCUGUGUCUCCUGUCCACUCCCCAUCCAAGGAGACAAGAAGGUCGAAAAGAAAGAAUGUUCAUGUGAAGGUUGUGGUUGAAUCUGGUGAGAACACUGCUGAUAUAGAUCAACCAGAGAAGAAAAGGAAGUCUAGUGAGCCUGCAAAACCUGAGACCAAUCCUCCUGUUCAACAAGUGUUUAAGACUCUACGGUCUUCUGUUAAACAAAAGGGCCUUACGGCUGUUCAACCUGCUGCUGUACUACAUCAUCUGCUAGAAAGGGGAAAAUGGUCCACUAUGGUCAGACGAGAUCUUAUUGUUCAACGAUCUGUUGAUAAGAAUCAGCUGAAUUCUGUAUGUGAUAUUCUACCACUGCUGAAUGAAGUAGGACUGCUAAAGACUGUCACAGCAAUCUGCCCAUACUCGAAGCUUCUCACUUAUGAAUUCUACUGUAAUCUCAAUGACGAGAUUGAUCUCUUAACUGGGCCACGACCAAUGCAGAUUUUUAUUCGAGAGAAGUGGUACAUCUUUGGGCCUGACAUGAUCAAUGAAUACUAUGGACUGACUGUUGUGCAAGAAGAGGCAAUUACAGACUGGAACUUGGUGGCCAAGACUCUAACGGGUGGACAGAUUGACACUUGGCCUACGGGUGACAAGGAUUAUCUGCAGAGCUCUCAACUCACAUCCAGAUAUGUUAUUCUGCAUCGUCUGGCUCUUCAUAACUGGCUCCCAUCAGCUCACUUCCACACGGUUGGUAAGCACCUGGCUGGUUUCUUGUACCGAAUUGGAACAAAGAUGCCGAUUGAUCUGGGAAACUGGGUUUACAACCACAUCCUCACCAUGAUCCAUCCACGAGAGCAUAAGGUUAGGCUACCCUUUCCGAAUCUGAUUUAUGGCAUUCUUACAACUCAGGGUCUUGAGCCUAUGCCGAGUGAAGUGAUAAGUCCAACACUGCUCUAUACUGUUGAUCGGCGUCUUUUGACUGGAGAUCACAUUCGAGAUGUUAUACCGGUGACUGCCCCCUCCAAUUCUGAAGCUGAUACUGUGGCUGAUGACUCGCCCCAUGCCAAGGAUCUUCAUCUCUCCAUUCAGUUAAAGGCACGGGUCUCUGAGCUUGAGACAGUUCACGGUAUAAUUGCUAAACAACUGACUGGGGCCCAUACUGAGCUGGCAACCGUUCUUCUUCAUUUAAGCCUAUCUGAAUCUGCUGCUGCUACUGAACCUGCCAGUGACACUCCCUCCAAUGCUUGA
Ipomoea nil (Japanese morning glory) is the source of this 1467-nucleotide messenger RNA. RefSeq lists its product as uncharacterized. Lineage: Eukaryota; Viridiplantae; Streptophyta; Magnoliopsida; Solanales; Convolvulaceae. Bases 1 to 1467 code for a protein of 488 amino acids. The transcript is spliced from 3 exons. The record is from RefSeq and is a predicted model, not a curated record.